Molecule: messenger RNA, 3111 nt
Organism: Sinocyclocheilus grahami
Lineage: Eukaryota; Metazoa; Chordata; Actinopteri; Cypriniformes; Cyprinidae
Product: MAP kinase-interacting serine/threonine-protein kinase 2-like
Exons: 14
Coding region: 210-1643 (477 amino acids)
Biological process (GO): protein phosphorylation
Molecular function (GO): ATP binding; protein kinase activity
Source: RefSeq, a predicted model, not a curated record
UCAAUUUCAGUUUACUAUUGACAAACACAGAGUAGUAACCUAAUAACAAGUUGGGUUGAGCAACGGCGUGAACGCUGGCGUCUCACGGCUAGUAACGGGGAGUCAUCUGUUGCACGACCACCUUGAGGUGAUCAGUAUUUGAUUGAAAGGAGCCACUGCACUGUGAUUAAGGCACCAAGCUGCAUAUUAUUAUCUGACCAUUUGAAACCAUGGUGCAAAACAAAAUCACAGAGGUCACAGGAUUCCAUCGCUCCUUCAAGGGGCAAAACCCUUUCAGGACUGAUGAAUUCAUAGAUUCGGAACCCCAUGUUGACUCAUCCUUCAAGUUAGACCACUCGCCAAGGCCUGACAUGCCAUUCAGCCAGCCCAUCGAUAUCCCUGAUGCCAAGAAGAGAAAUAAAAAGAAAAAACGAUGCAGAGCCACUGACAGUUUCUCCGGACGUUUUGAAGAUGUUUACAAACUACAAAAUGAGAUUCUUGGAGAAGGGGCUUAUGCUGUUGUUCAGACCUGCAUUAAUCUGGUCACCAAUAAAGAAUAUGCAGUAAAGAUAAUUGAGAAGAGGCCAGGCCACAGUCGGAGCCGUGUUUUCAGGGAGGUGGAAAUGCUCUACCAGUGCCAGGGCCACAGAAACAUUUUGGAACUGGUUGAAUACUUUGAGGAAGAGGACAAAUUUAAUUUAGUCUUUGAGAAACUGAGAGGCGGUUCUAUCUUAACUCACAUACACAGAAGACAACACUUCAAUGAGCAGGAAGCCAGCAUAGUGGUGCAGGACAUCGCCAGUGCUCUGGACUUCCUACACAACAAAGGGAUGGCACAUCGAGACCUAAAGCCAGAGAACAUCCUCUGUGAACAUAGUGACAGGAUCUCUCCCGUGAAGAUCUGCGAUUUUGAUUUGGGAAGUGGGAUCAAACUGAAUAGUGACAGCUCUCCCAUCUCCACCCCUGAGCUCUUGACUCCGUGUGGCUCAGCUGAAUACAUGGCUCCUGAGGUGGUGGAGGCCUUUAAUGAGGAAGCUAGCAUCUACGACAAGCGCUGUGACCUGUGGAGCCUUGGCGUCAUCCUCUACAUCAUGCUUAGUGGAUACCCGCCCUUUGUGGGUCGCUGUGGAACAGACUGUGGUUGGGACUGGGGAGAGCCCUGCCAAGCCUGCCAGAGCAUGCUGUUUGAGAGUAUUCAGGAAGGCAAGUACGAGUUUCCAGAGAAGGACUGGGCACACAUCUCUCCUGCAGCCAAAGACCUCAUCACCAAGCUGUUGGUGCGGGAUGCCAAAGACCGCCUCAGUGCUGCCCAGGUUCUGCAGCACCCUUGGGUCAAGGGGUGUGCACCCAACACUGUGUCUGCAUCCAUAUUACAUCAGAGGGGUGGUAGCGCUCAGGACCUGACGUUCUUUGCAGGGCAGGCCGUAGCCAUGAACCGGCAGCUGGCUGAGAGGGAAGAGAGUGAGGAGCAGCAGUUAGAGAAUGAGCUUUUCUCCCCGCUUCUCCUCUCCUCCAGCUCCGGCUCCAUGCUGUGGUCUCCUUCCUCCAGGUCCAAGCUGGCCCUCCGCAGGAAGACCGCAGGCAGCCAGCACCGAGGGCCAGUGUGUGCUGCUGAACUACGCCAUCUCCUCGCCCCACUUGUGAUCGUAGGUGACUGUGCCUGAUCUCUACCACAUUUUCCAGCCUCCGCUCUCCACUGACGACUAUUGAUGACGCUAUCAGAAUCUUCAACUAGGCAGUGACAUCUUGACCUCUCUGCCCACUUACUUUGUGGGCUCUAUGCUCUUGUGAGAAGGACUCAUGUUUGUAGCACUUAAAAGCACCUCAAAGGCCCCUGCAAACAGUUUUGAUUGGCCACAACAAGCUUUUUACCCAGGAAAAAGACUUGUUGACGUCUGAGUCCCAGGAAUCUGUCAAUAUAACAAUGUUUACGAAAAACCUCGGGAACCAAAGGACUCUAGUUGCUUUCAUUCAUCUAAAGCUGGACCCCACCUAAGCCAUUUAAUUUCUAAGCAUCAGGAAAAACAUUCUGCUCUUUGCCUUUGAGCUCACAUGGGACCCCCCAGUGGCCGAAUCAUUCGAUUUGUUCUUAUGCCAUAUUUGAGACUUAUUUCUCACUCCCAAAGUGAUAUUGAUGGCAGACUGAGACUAUGCAAGUGUUGCUGGGACUUAAGUGGCAAAUGACUUAUUAUUCAAGUUAUCCAGGGAAGAAAUUGCAGACAUGUUGUUUCUCUGGUCUGAAUUUAUUUAUCAAGGACCUCAUUUACCAAUUUCACUCCACUGUGUAACACUUAUUUUCUGCCAAACGCGAAUCUCAGCAGUGUUUUCAGCAGAAACCUCUCUGAAUGAGUAACCGAAGUAUAUUUUAAAGCAGAAAGACUCCUCCUAUGUCAGUUCAUUGGUGUUUUACAUUCCCGUUUUGUCCUCGCACUGGAAAGUUUAGCCUUUUUCAGGGAGACGGAGCAGUGCAGCACAACUUUUGUACUUGGCCUCUCAGGAAAACAGGAAUUAGUUGCAUAAUUAUGUUUCAUCCCCUUUUGACCUGCAGUAUAAGGAACUGCCAGAGGUCCAUUUCAAGGUUCUGUAGCGAAUUUAGAGAAAUCCUCUACCAUUUUCAUUUCCAACUCCCAUUUUCACCAUUCAUUCAGUUAGUCAUUGAACAUUUCGUGAACACACGGGCUCUGUCAAUGACUCCAUUCACUGUUUGAAUAAAGGUGAUUAUUGCAUGAAAAGACCUUAAGUCCUCUGUUAGCCUUCAUUUUGUACUUGUAGACUGAUAUCUAAUGAAAAGGUGAAGCUCAGAUACGCAAUAAAACUCCAGACAUACCAAUGUGCCAUGCUGCUAUAUUACUUUGCCCAUUCCCUCGUCCCCUGCCCUCUUUUUUUUAUUUAUUGUUGGUGUGUUGGAAAGGGAGAUUUUCAUCUUCCUUUUUUAAAGUGGCAGCUUUUGUUUUUAAAAAUGUAAGGAUGUUGAACUUGUAAGAGAGAAUGUGUGGAUCCCCCCCCCCCCCCUUUUUUUUUUUUUUUUUUUUUUUUUUUCUCGGUUGUUACUGAUUUUCUGCCAUUUCUUUCUAAGAUGACUGUAGACACUAUUGUUUGACACAUUUUUUUCUUGAAUCAUGUCACCAGCAA